GGCCCCCAUCCUGCACUCAAAUGCAGGGUACACCUUGCAGACUUGACUGUCAAGAAAAUGCUUCCCAUUUUAGCUUUGUUGCUCCUCUGCCAAGGAUUUUUAUGCACAACCAUAACAUCGAAGAAAGUGUGUGGCCGCCCGCCUAUCACUGACGGGAUAGAUGAGACGACCUUAAAACGUGUGUUUGAGGUUGGAGAUGAAGUGACCCUCACUUGUGAACGGGGUUACUUGCCUUCAACAACGACCAGUCAACGAAUUACCUGCACUGCCACGGGAGAAUGGACACAGUCAAAUCUGGCAUGUUCCCCUAAAAUGUGCCCGAUCCCCAGACCUCUGCAGCCUUUAGCAAAGGGCAGGACGGAGGCUCCUUUCAGGAGUGUGCUUAACUUCACAUGUGACGAUGGGUAUGUCAUGCUAGGAGCCAAUGAGAGCAAGUGUUCACAUGAUGGCACCUGGAGCAAUCCACCACCUCUCUGCAAAGCUGUGAAUUGUCCUCUGCCCAAGCCACCAAAAGAAGGAAGAAUUGUCCACGAUACGCCAGUUACAGGAAACACGAUCAUGUAUGGGCAGAGCUGGACCUACGAGUGCAACUCACCGAAAGCACCAACGUAUGAGAGGGGCUCGUGCAAGGCUGAUGGAACAGCAACAGAGCCACCUCUGUGUCAAGAGGUGAGCUGCCGUAUUCCAGCAGGUAUACCCAAUGGCUUCAUCACCUUUGCAGUGAUGAGACAACAUGGCUACAAGGAGAAGGUUAAAUACGGCUGCAAUGAGAACUACAUUUUGGAUGGUGAUGCUGAGGUUCAAUGCCAAAACACAGGCAACUGGUCUUCCAAGCCUGUCUGCAGAGCUCCCUGCACAGUUGUCAUCAAGAGAGGCCGCAUUUUCUACAAUGCCAAGAAGCUGUGGAUCGCAGACCUGAAACCCAACAGAGUCCUCCACAGAGAACCCGUCGUCUUCUACUGUCUGAACAAAGCCGAGCGCUGUGGCUAUCCUGUGGCAACCACGUGUAAUGAUGGAGUCCUCCCGAUUCCAGAGUGCUUUGAAGAACCUGGAAAGAUAGAAUACACCCUAAGGGCAAAAACCCUGCCAUCUGAAAUUGCAAUGUGUGCUGCGUCACCACCUGCAAGCCCUGCAAGCCCUGCAAGCCCUGCAAAUCCAGCGAGAGCUGCAUAAUGUUGCUCAGACAGAUGUGAGACACAUUGACAGGAUGGGAUGUACUGGAUCACAGGGGAAAAUGUGUUGCAACUUCAACUUUAAUUUCAACUGUCAUUUCCAAAUACUAAUAAAGUGAUACGUUCUGUGUGAAUUCAAAUGUGAAA
Messenger RNA from Solea solea (common sole), 1319 nucleotides. Its product is annotated as beta-2-glycoprotein 1-like. The transcript has 8 exons. The coding region runs from base 58 to 1173 and encodes 371 amino acids. Lineage: Eukaryota; Metazoa; Chordata; Actinopteri; Pleuronectiformes; Soleidae. The record is from RefSeq and is a predicted model, not a curated record.